This is a messenger RNA of Camelus dromedarius (Arabian camel), 7580 nucleotides long. RefSeq names its product leucine rich repeat kinase 1 (gene LRRK1). Lineage: Eukaryota; Metazoa; Chordata; Mammalia; Artiodactyla; Camelidae. The transcript is spliced from 34 exons. Gene Ontology annotation, biological process: protein phosphorylation. Gene Ontology annotation, molecular function: protein kinase activity; ATP binding; protein binding. Bases 270 to 6317 code for a protein of 2015 amino acids. The record is from RefSeq and is a predicted model, not a curated record.
AGGGCGGUGGGACCGCCCAGUCCCGAUCCGCUGGUGGCCGCCGGGCCCGGCCCGCGCGCAGCCCCGCGACCCGGGCGCCCACGGCCGUAACUGCCGCCGCCGCCGCCGCCGCAGGACCAGACAGCUUUCCACUCAGCCAUGACCGCAUGUCCGUGACUUGGUCCACCAUGAGACUAUAAGCCAUGACUUAGUCCGCCCUUUGGGAAGCGACAGCGGCAGUGACCACAGCUGGUUCUGACUUGGGAGAGCGGCAGCCCCGAGGAGGGUUGAUGGCUGGCAUGUCUCGGCGACCACCCAGCAUGUACUGGUGUGUGGGGCCAGAAGGGUCAGCCGUGUGUCCAGGACGCGCCAUGGAGACCCAUAGCAACGGUGCCAGGGACAUGGGUGGCAAACUGUCCAUGCCAGGCGGUGCCCCGCCAGCACAGAGCCCCGGGACAGAAGGCAUUCAUGCUGCAUACAAGCGGGGAGACCCCAGCAGGGCCCGGCAUCUGCUCAUAGAAGCUUGUGAUGAGAGCAUGUCCCAGCUGGAAAAGGGCCAGCUCCUGAGCAUCUCAGCGGCCUAUGGGGAUCUGGAGACCGUCCGGUAUCUUCUCACCCAGAGGCUGGUGGAGCUGCCGACGGAGCCCACGGACGACAACCCAGCCGUGGUGGCAGCACAGUUUGGGCACACGGAUGUCGUGCAGGAAUUACUCGAGUCCUUGUCAGGUCCCUGCAGCCACCAGCGGCUGCUGAACUGGAUGCUGGCCCUGGCCUGCCAGCGGGGGCAUCUGGCGCUGGUGAAGCUCCUGGUCCUGACGCACGGGGCUGACCCGGAGAGCUACGCGGUCAGGAAGAACGAGUUCCCUGUCAUCGUGCGCCUGCCGCUGUACGCGGCCAUCAAGUCCGGGAAUGAGGACAUUGCCAUCUUCCUGCUUCGGCAUGGGGCCUUUUUCUGUUCCUACAUCUUGCUGGACAGCCCUGACCCCAGCAAGCAUCUCCUUAGGAAGUAUUUCAUUGAAGCGAGUGCCUUGCCCAGCAGUUGUCCGGGAAAAAUGGCUCUUCGAGUGAAUUGGUCCCACCUCAAGCUGCCCUGGGUGGAUCUGGACUGGCUCAUAGACAUCUCCUGCCAGAUCACGGAGCUGGACCUGUCUGCCAACUGCCUGGCAUCCCUCCCCUCGGUCAUCCCCUGGGGACUCAUCAACCUCCGGAAGCUGAACCUCUCGGACAACCACCUGGGGGAGCUGCCCGGCGUGCAGUCAUCAGAUGAAAUCAUCUGCUCCAGGCUCCUCGAAAUUGACAUUUCCAGCAACAAGUUGUCCCAUCUGCCGCCGGGAUUCCUGCACCUCUCAAAACUUCAAAAACUGACAGCUGCCAAAAAUUAUUUAGAAAAACUGUUCGAAGAAGAAAAUGCCACAAACUGGAUUGGUUUGCGGAAGCUACAGGAGCUUGAUAUCUCUGACAAUAAAUUGACAGAACUCCCCGCGAUUUUCCUUCAUUCUUUCAAGUCACUCAGCUGUCUGAAUGUAUCCAGAAACAACCUGAAGGUGUUUCCAGAUGCCUGGGCUUGCCCUUUGAAAUGUUGCAAAGCAUCCAAAAAUGCCCUGGAGUCUCUACCGGACAAAAUGGCUGUGUUUUGGAAGAACCACCUUAAGGACGUGGACUUCUCGGAAAAUGCACUCAAAGAAGUUCCCCUGGGACUUUUUCAGCUGGAUGCCCUCAUGUUCUUGAAGUUACAGGGGAACCAGCUGGUGACACUGCCACCUCAAGAGAAGUGGACCUGCAGACAGCUCAAAACCCUCGAUCUCUCCAGGAACCAAUUAGGCAGAAAUGAAGAUGGACUUAAAACAAAGCGUAUUUCCUUUUUCACCACCAGAGGCCGCCAGCGCUCAGGGACGGAGACAGCGUGUAUGCUUGAAUUUCCAGCCUUCCUGAGUGAGUCUUUAGAAGUCCUUUGUCUGAAUGACAAUCACCUGGACGCGGUCCCUCCCUCAGUUUGCCUGCUCAAGAGCUUGUCAGAACUCUACUUGGGGAACAAUCCUGGCCUCCGAGAGCUCCCUCCUGAGCUGGGGCGGCUGAGCAACCUCUGGCAGUUGGACAUUGAAGAGCUGAGCAUCAGCAACGUGCCAGCGGAGAUCAGAAAGGAAGGCCCCAAAGCAGUGCUGUCUUACCUGCGGGCUCAGCUGCGGAAAGCAGAGAAGUGUAAACUGAUGAAAAUGAUCAUCGUGGGUCCUCCGCGCCAGGGCAAGUCCACCCUCCUGGAGAUCUUACAGACGGGGAGGGCCCCCCAGGUGGUGCACGGCGAAGCCACCAUCAGGACCACCAAGUGGGAGCUCCAGAGGCCGGCUGGCUCGAGAGCCAAGGUUGAGUCCGUGGAAUUCAAUGUGUGGGACAUCGGCGGCCCCGCCAGCAUGGCCACCGUCAACCAGUGCUUCUUCACGGACAAGGCCCUGUACGUGGUGGUCUGGAACCUGGCGCUGGGGGAGGAGGCUGUGGCCAACCUCCAGUUCUGGCUUCUCAACAUCGAGGCCAAGGCCCCAAAUGCCGUGGUGCUGGUGGUUGGAACACACCUGGACUUAAUUGAAGCCAAAUUCCGAGUGGAGAGAAUCGCCACCCUGCGCGCCUACGUGCUGGCGCUCUGCCGCUCGCCCUCCGGGUCCAGGGCCACGGGCUUCCCAGACAUCACCUUCAAACACUUACACGAGCUUUCCUGCAAGAGCCUGGAAGGUCAGGAGGGGCUGCGGCAGCUCAUUUUCCACGUCACGUGCAACAUGAAGGAUGUGGGCAGCACCAUCGGCUGCCAGCGACUUGCGGGGAGGCUGAUCCCCAGGAGCUACCUGAGCCUCCAGGAGGCCGUGCUGGCCGAGCAGCAGCGCCGCAGCCUGAGCGACGACGUGCAGUACCUGACGGACAGGCAGCUGGAGCAGCUGGUGGAGCAGAUGCCCGGCAACGACAUCAAGGACUACGAGGACCUGCAGUCUGCCAUCAGCUUCCUCAUUGAAACCGGCACCCUGCUGCACUUCCCGGACACCAGCCACGGCCUGAGGAACCUCUACUUCCUCGACCCCAUUUGGCUGUCCGAGUGUCUGCAGAGGAUCUUCAACAUCAAGGGCUCCAGGUCGGUGGCCAAGAACGGGGUGAUCAAGGCGGAGGACCUCAGGAUGCUACUGGUCGGGACUGGCUUCACGAAGCAGACAGAAGAGCAGUAUUUUCAGUUUCUGGCCAAGUUUGAGAUCGCCCUGCCCGUUGCCAAUGACAGCUAUCUCCUGCCACAUCUCCUGCCAUCCAAACCUGGCCUGGAUACCCACGGCAUGCGACACCCCGCAGCCAACACCAUUCAGAGGGUGUUUAAGAUGAGCUUCGUUCCCGUUGGCUUCUGGCAAAGGUUCAUAGCACGGAUGCUGAUCAGCUUGGCCGAGAUGGACCUCCAGCUUUUUGAAAACAAGAAGAAUACUAAAAGCAGACACAGGAAAGUCGCCAUUUAUAGUUUUACGGGAAACCAGAGAAAUCGCUGCAGCACGUUCCGAGUGAAAAGAAAUCAAACCAUCUACUGGCAGGAAGGGCUCCUGGUCACCUUUGACGGGGGCUACCUCAGUGUGGAAUCCUCAGAUGUGAACUGGAAAAAGAAAAAAAGUGGAGGAAUAAAAAUUAUCUGCCAAUCGGAAAUGAGGGACUUCUCGGCAAUGGCUUUUAUCACAGACCACGUCAACUCUUUGAUUGAUCAGUGGUUUCCCGCUCUGACGGCCACAGAAAGCGACGGGACCCCACUCAUGGAGCAAUACGUGCCCUGCCCGGUCUGCGAGACCUCCUGGGCCCAGCACGCCGGCCCAAGCGAGAGACCGGAGCACGUGCAAUACUUCGACAUGGAAGACUGCGUGCUGACGGCCAUCGAGCGGGACUUCAUCUCCUGCCCCAGGCACCCCGACCUCCCCGUGCCUCUCCAGGAGCUGGUCCCCGAGCUGUUCAUGACCGACUUCCCGGCCAGACUCUUCCUGGAGAACAGCAAACUGGAGCACAGCGAGGAUGAGAGCGCCAUCCUGGGCCAAGGUGGGAGCGGCACUGUCAUCUACCGGGCCCGGUACCAGGGCCAGCCCGUGGCUGUGAAGCGAUUCCAGAUCAAGAAAUUCAAGAACUUCGCUAAUGCCCCGGCAGACACCAUGCUCAGGCACCUGCGGGCCACGGACGCCAUGAGGAACUUCUCGGAGUUCCGUCAGGAGGCCAGCAUGCUGCACGCCCUGCAGCACCCCUGCAUCGUGUCCCUCAUCGGCAUCAGCAUCCACCCGCUCUGCUUCGCCCUGGAGCUCGCCCCACUGGGCAGCCUCAACACUGUGCUGUCCGAGAAUGCCAAAGAUUCCUCCUUUAUGCCUCUGGGACACAUGCUCACCCAAAAAAUAGCCUACCAGAUAGCCUCCGGCCUGGCCUACCUGCACAAGAAGAACAUCAUCUUCUGCGACCUGAAGUCGGACAACAUCCUGGUCUGGUCCCUGGACGUCAAGGAUCACAUCAACAUCAAGCUGUCAGACUACGGGAUCUCCCGGCAGUCGUUUCACGAGGGCGCCCUGGGCGUGGAGGGCACUCCCGGCUACCAGGCCCCGGAGAUCAGGCCUCGUAUAGUGUAUGAUGAGAAGGUAGACAUGUUUUCCUACGGGAUGGUGCUUUACGAGUUGCUGUCAGGACAGCGGCCCGCGCUGGGCCACCACCAGCUUCAGAUUGCCAAGAAGCUGUCCAAGGGCGUCCGCCCGGUGCUGGGGCAGCCGGAGGAAGUGCAAUUCCACCGACUCCAGGCCCUCAUGAUGGAGUGCUGGGACACGAAGCCAGAGAAGCGACCGCUGGCCCUGGCGGUGGUGAGCCAGAUGAAGGACCCAACCUUCGCAACCUUCAUGUACCAGCUGCCCUGCGGGAAGCAGACGGCCUUCUUCUCAUCCCAGGGCCAGGAGUACAUGGUGAUCUUCUGGGACGGGAAAGAGGAGUCCAGGAACUACACGGUGGUGAACACGGAGAAGGGCCUUCUGGAAGUGCAACGCAUGAGCUGUGCGGGAAUGAAGCUGAGCUGCCAGCUUAAGAUUCAGAGCUCUCUGUGGACGGCCACCGAGGACCAGAAGAUCUAUAUCUACAACCUCAAGGGCAUGUGUCCCUUGAACACACCCCAACGGGCUUUGGACACCCCGGCCAUCGUCACCUGCUUCUUGGCGGUGCCUGUUAUAAAAAAGAAUUCCUACCUGGUGCUGGCGGGCCUGGCUGAUGGGCUUGUGGCCAUGUUUCCCGUGGUGCGGGGAGCCCCGGACAACAGCUGCUCCUACCUGUGCUCACACACAGCCAACAGGUCCAAGUUCAGCAUCCCAGAUGAAGACGCACGGCAGAACCCCUACCCCGUGAAGGCCAUGGAGGUGGUCAACAGUGGGUCUGAGGUCUGGUACAGCAACGGGCCUGGCCUGCUGGUCAUCGACUGUGCAGCCCUGGAGAUCAGCAGGCGGCUGGAGCCCUACUCGGCCCCUUCGGUGGUCACUUCGGUCGUGUGCAGCUCCGAGUGCCGGGGGGAGGAGGUCGUCUGGUGCCUGGACGACAGGGCCAACUGCUUGGUGAUGUACCACUCAGCCACCUACCAGCUGUGUGCCCGGUACUUCUGCGGGGACCCCAGCCCCCUGAGGGACGUGUUUCCCGUGUUCCUGACGGGCUCGGAGCCCCUGGACAGCCCUGUGAUCUGCCUGCCGGAGCCUGAGAAGAACUGUAUCGCGGACGUGAGCAUCAUGUACAGCGAGGAGCUGGGCACUCAGAUCCUGACCCACCAGGACUCGCUGACCGACUACUGCUCCAUGUCCUCCUACUCCUCGUCCCCACCCCGCCAGGCACCCCCAUCCCUCUCAAGCCUGCCCUGCUCCCCGGCAAGCUCUUCCAGCGUGCCUUUCUCCACCGACUGCGAGGACUCAGGCAGGCUGAUUGAGCCCACCGCAGGCUCUGACAGGUCUGAGCAUGACCUAAGCCCUGUGGACGGCGAGGCGUUCAGCCAGCACCUGCAGGCCGUGAAGAUCCUUGCUGUGAAAGAUGUCAUCUGGGUCCCCAGGCGCGGUGGAGAUGUUAUCGUCAUCGGCCUGGAGAAGGAUGCAGGCGCCCAGCGGGGCCGCGUCAUCGCCGUCUUAAAAGCCCGCGAACUGACUCCGCGUGGGGUGCUCGUGGAUGCGGCUGUGGUGGCAAAGGACACAGUUGUGUGCGGCUUUGAGAAUGAGAACAUGGAGUGGUGCCUGGCUGUCUGGAGGGGCUGGGGCACCCAGGAGUUUGACGUUUUCUACCAGUCCUAUGAGGAGCUGGGCCGGCUGGAGGCCUGCAUGCGGAAGAGAAGGUAAUUCCUGUGGAAUGAGCGCUUCUCAGACCCGGCCAGCCUGGGCCAGUGGCCUGAUCCCUCCAUCUGCUGCCUGCAGUCCGCAGCCCUCUGAGGACCCAGAAGGCGGACUGAGUUCUCCACUGAACCAGUUGCUGCUAAGAAGUGCUGAGAAGUUCCCACCCUGGCGGUGGUUAGUGAGUGCUCUGGUUCUAGGGCCGAGUUCCCUGAAUACUCCCAUCCCCCAGUGCUGGUUUUACAGCCCAAGGGAGGAUAGUGGGGUCCGAUGGGGAGGAACUCCUGCCUCCUCUCUCCACUUUCAGGAUGGCAUGUGGUGCGGGAGGGACCCCAUGCUGGGCUAGAUCACACGAAGGGGGGCUGGGCCUUUCCAGUGUAAUAGGCCUGACCAUCUUCAUCCCCAGGUCUGGGGUGGAAUUACACUAGAGGCUCUCAGUUGGGGAGCAGUUCGAGGCAGGGAGGGAGGAGGGCCGUGACCCCUGCCCCUUCCACCCGGUGGCCCCCAGGCUCUCAGCACAUUUCACAAGCUCCAGAAUCCCUGGGGCCUGGGGCCCUACUCUAGCAGGCUGAGAUCAGGUGUCUCCUGCUCUGGAAAGUCUCUGUGUGAAAAGCCCCAGAAAGACCCCAGCCAGGAGCACGGCCCAAUCUGGGGAAUGAAUGAGUUCCUUUAAGUGACGGGCCCAGGAAGCCAAGAGCCAGCACGGGGCCAAGAGCACCGACCAGCCUUUGUAUUCUUCUGCUGACAAAAGGCAGGAGAGGCUCCAUCAGCAGAACUUGAGAAGGAGCCUGUGUGUACAGCUUUGUGAAAUAAACUUGGACGCAGCUGGAGCACAAGCCCUGUUUAUUUGCACAUAAUCAUCUUGUUUAUCACUUUAACAAAUUAAGUCCUAUCUCAAUGGUUCGGCCUCUGGUAGGGAAAGCACAUCCUAUGGGGCUUACAUCAAAUUAUGUAUUUGCUAAACAUUUACUACACAUGGCAGAGUAAAAAAGUAACAUUGUUAACGGGGGAUGUCUGGGUACCACGGCAAGAACUUUUAUAAAUUAUGCACACCCACGUGUGAACACAGGCGAGCACACAUAUUCACAUUGUCACCGAGAGUAACUGUUUGAGGCUGCUUAAACUGAGAAUGGGAGUUGGAAUAUGAGACCAAUUCAAGUCUUUGAUCUUUUUCUAAAAUUAAAUGAUAAAAAUCAAACUUAAGAUUUUGCUGAGGUAUGUGGGCAAAUGUGGGUCCUUUUGUCUGAAAAUAAACACUCUCUCAAGAACGCA